This is a messenger RNA of Acanthosepion pharaonis, 5256 nucleotides long. Lineage: Eukaryota; Metazoa; Mollusca; Cephalopoda; Sepiida; Sepiidae. The record is from the annotation of a GenBank genome assembly.
AUGUGCUGCAGUUUCUUACUUUCUCAUUCUAAUACUUCUGAGCUCCCCGAACAAACCAACUUGGAUCUCCCUGGGGAUCUUCAAGAAGGAAUUUGUGUGCUUGAGUCAACAACGGCUUCAGUAUUCACUAACCGAGGUGAAGAAUAUAGUGUAGCCUUACCUUUCCAGGUUACCAAAUCCUGGGUAAUCAAAAAUGGGCUCCUUUUUGAAAGGUCUUUAUCAACAUCUGAGGCCCUUGCUCCCAAGUCCUCUCGCAGUGCACCCAAUCAGACAAUCCUGUUCAGCAUGCUGCACCCCCUCAAUGACAUUGCUCCAGUCAUCUCCCGUAGCUCCAACUGUGUCACACACAACAAAAUCAGCUAUUUCACUGACACUUCCCAACACAUUGUCUUCAGUUGCAUAAACCCUUCAAUCUUGCUUAUUUAUGACAUCAUCCUUGGCAUUCACUCAGUGUGGAAUGUCCGACGAGUUAAAGCUGAAGAGAGCAAUUCCUUGUUUGAAACUUGGGAUAUGUCCAGUUUUUAUCGGCCAAGCACUCCUCAACUGAACACCUCUUCUCUUAGCCAAUCACGGAUGAGUGGGCUAUCUCCUGGCAUGUCACCACUUCAUAACUUCUCUAACCGUACCUUUUCUCCAGGGUCCACUUCUUGUUCAGUUAGCCCAGUUCUCAGUGGCCAUUUAACAUCUUCAGGCAAUACAAGUAGCCGUACACAAUCUCCUUUGGCUUUUGCUUCAGCCACCCAAGCACGCCCAUUUUACAGUCCUAAUACACAGUCACGUUCACCCAUGACAUACAUGCGAUCACCACCAGGCUCACAAAACAUUUCUUUUAUGUCUGAAACUAUGAAUUACCGCAUUGAACCAGUUAAUCCAGAUGUGUGUCUUGAUCAUAUCUGGACAGAAUCGGGACCUUCAAAAUCUGAUGGGAUUCUCAGCAAAGCCAGCAAAGCUUUUAUCACGAAAGAUCUCUGUGAACAGAACUAUUUGUGUUACUUAAUCUCUCUUAAGCAGCAGCUACGGUGUGUCCGAUUUGAAGAGAGCAAUGACAGCUCACACCUCAUCUUUGGAGCUAUCAACACCAUCUCAGCAAAGGAUGCACUUCCUAUUGAGUCUCUCAAUCUAAUGCUAAUUCUCAGUAUUUCAGGCUCACUUAUUAUCUACAGUGGUACCACAAAGAUAAACAAAUUAUUUGUUCCAAUGUUGCCAUUGGCAGUGCUCCAUUCAGUGUCAUCAAUGACUCCUCACAAUAAUCCUGUUGGUCUUAGCAGCAUCAUCACAUCAAGCCGUCCAUCAACUAUCUCUGAUGCCCACUUUGAAGACCAAGUGUGUCACCUGUCACCUGUGAUGGCAUCUCCAGGAAUCUAUGAAGAUUGCAUCUUAGAUAGUCCUUCAAGAGAUUCGGAUUAUUUUUGUCAUGACAACACCAUUCGGUCCAUCCGAGAUAACACAGUUUCUCGAUUUACUAUAGAAACAACUGAUGGUCUUCUUCGUACAUCACUGCCACCACUUACUCUUUUGCCUGGUAUUAAAACUUGUCUCCAGGCCCUGCGCUAUAUUUUACCCAAGGACUGUGGGAUGCAGAUGUUAUCUCGUUGGUACACCACUCGUAAUGUGGCCAGUGGAGUAGAGAACCAAUCAGAAUGGGUAGUGUUUACUAGAUUUCUUCUUGGAUUGAUGGGCUUUGACAUAAGUCGUCUACCUUUGACCCAUAAGUAUGAGCUUGAUAACACUACAUCACCUAUUAUGGAAGUGAAACGAGCAAAGCCAUCAAACCAAGGCCGUGAAGCUGAUUGGGAAUACUUGACUAAUUCUGAUCACCACCAGUUUAUGACAAAAUACUUUGACUCUUCACUUGGUCUCCCUCCUGUUGAAGACGUCUCUGAGACGUACUACUCAAAACCCUGCACCAUCAAUGUAUCAGCACCUCUCUUUUCUUACAUUCCCAGUAUUCUCUUUGUUUUGCACUUAGUCUAUGAAGAACUAAAGCUUAAUUCCUGUCUUUCUGGUCAACUUGAACAUUUGUCAUUGAUGCUCUUCCUUUUGGCUAAUGACCUCAAAUGCUACCAUUACACUGACCACUACUGUCGGGAUUUCCCCCACCUUUUCAGCUCAGUCAAUAAAGGCCGCCAGAUCCACCCAGAACAGUGGGCCAAGCUCCAAUUUCCAGUUGCUUUCACACAGACUGCUCCAAAUAUCUUCCACUGGAUUUGCAAGACUCUCUCAGGUCUUAGCUGUGAACCAAUUCCAUACAUGCCUAACAUCUGUAAGCGAACACAAAAUGUGGUUGCCCUUUAUGCAAAACUUGUAGAUAAAAAUUGUCAACUUGAACCAAAGUAUCUUAAGAAACUGCCUCCCAUUGGAUAUAAAAUCAAUACCAUUAACUCUGCAUUUGCUGAGAACAUUGACAAGACAAAUAGUUUAUCAACUGCUGAAAAUAUUGUUUUGUUGAUGACAAAACUAAACAUCUCUAAACGAGAUUUGGAGUCCUUCCCAGUUGGUGUUGCACUACCUUUACGAGAAGCCAUUUUACAGUGUCGAUGGGACCCACCAUCUGAUUGGCCUGAAGAAGCUUACAUCUUGAUUGGGCGAAAGGACCUCUCACGAAUAAGCGCUUAUUCAAAAUGCCAUGCAGGAUCCUUUACUAAUGAAGGCAGGUAUGUAAAGGAAUGCCCAUCACUGAACAAAACCAAUAAAGAAGAUGAUGAUGGAAUGGGUCAUCUUGAUGAAGAACUGCUUCGAUUACGUUUCAGUGAAGACCUAAGGGUACAGGAAGUUCGGCACAUGUUACAGUCAUCAAAACCGGUGCGCAUCUCUCUGCAACAAAAACCUGAAGUCAGUGAUCAUGAGUUUAUUGAAGAGCAAGAACGUUAUCUCUAUGCCAUUUGUACAAGAACAAUGGCACUACCUGUCGGACGUGGCAUGUUCACUUUGUGCACUUUUCACCCUCUCCCAACAGAAGCACUGCCCAUCCCAAAACUAUGCCUAACUGGGAAGGCCCCACCACGUAACACAACAGUGGACCUUUCUCAUAUUGAAACUCCUUCAAAUAUGGCCACUUGGCCACAUUUUCACAAUGGAGUAGCUGCUGGUUUACGAAUUGCCAACUCUUCACAGAUCAAUUCCACUUGGAUUAACUACAAUCGUCCCAAAACUUGUGACUUCACAACUGAGUAUGCAGGUUUUCUUAUGGCCCUUGGUCUGAAUGGUCAUUUGGCUCAUUUGGCUACCCUGAACAUUCAUGAAUAUUUAAGCAAGGGUCAAGAUAUGACUACUAUUGGAGUUUUGUUAGGGCUGGCUGCCACCAAACGAGGCACAAUGGAUCAAGGUAUUACCAAGGUUCUCAGCAUACAUGUUCCAGCUCUCUUACCACCAACCUCUACAGAACUGAAUAUCUCCCAUAAUGUACAGGUGGCAGCUGUCUUAGGAGUUGGCCUUGUCUACCAAGGUACAAGUCACAGGCACAUUGCAGAAGUGCUUCUCUCUGAGAUUGGUCGUCCACCUGGACCUGAAAUGGAAAAUUGUACAAAUAGGGAGUCUUAUGCUACUGCUGCAGGACUUGCUUUGGGAUUGGUUAUGUUUGGCAAAGGAAGUGAAGCUGCAGGCCUUUCAGAUUUAGGCAUGGCUGACACCCUAUGUCAUUUUAUGAUUGGAGGUCAUAAGCGACCAAUAACAGGUCCCAACCGUGAGCGGUAUAGGUCUCCAAGUUAUCAAAUCAAGGAAGGAGACAGUGUGAAUGUGGAUGUCACUUCUCCAGGAGCAACUCUUGCCCUGGGGAUGCUUUAUUUCAAUACAAAUAAUACAGCUGUAGCAGAUUGGCUCAAGGCACCUGAUACACAGUUCACACUGGACCAUGUCAGGCCAGACUUUUUAAUGCUGCGGACUCUGGGACAUGGUUUGGUCAUGUGGGAUCAUGUAUUGCCAACCACUACCUGGAUUGAUAGCAACCUUCCAACCAUUGUCCAGAAAUAUGGCUUUAAGAGAGAAACUCAUAGCCGUGAUGAGGACAACAUUGAUUAUGAGACAAUGAGUCAGGCCUAUUGCAAUAUUGUUGCUGGGGCAUGCAUGGCAAUGGGAUUGAAAUUUGCUGGAACAGCUAAUGCAUUGGCUUAUCAAACAUUGUUGGAUUGCAUGAAGCGUUGUAUGUAUCUGCUGCCAGUCCUUCCUUUCUGUGAACAAGCUGGAAAAAGUACUGUUGAGAACUGUACAGUUGUCGUACUUCUUUCACUUGCUAUGGUCAUGGCUGGAACAGGUGACCUGGAUGUGUUGCGCAUUGGUCGAGCUUUAAGAAAGCGUGUUGGUCCCCAGCAUUCAUAUGCCACUUAUGGCUCCCACAUGGCUGUCAGCAUGGCCAUUGGGCUGCUCUUCCUUGGAGGUGGUCGCUAUUCACUAAGCACAAAGCCUGAAGCCAUAGCUGCCAUGCUGUGUGCUUUCUUUCCAAAGUUCCCAACCCACAGCAUUGACAACCGCUACCAUCUGCAGGCCUUCCGUCACCUCUAUGUGCUGGCAGUGGAACCACGUGUUCUGAUCCCUGAAAAUGUCAUCACACGCCAACCAUGUUAUGUCCCUGUUGAAAUAAGAUUCAAAGACACCAAAUUCUACAAAGACAUCUCCUAUAAAACCAUGGCACCAUGCUUGAUCCCGGAAUUGAGUCUGUUGAAAGAGGUCCGAAUUUUAGGUCCACGUUAUUGGCCAAUUCGUUUUGAUGUGGAAAAGAACUGGAAGACAUUGGAGCUUCUUUUAAAGAACAGUGGCAUUGUGUUUGUUAAGCAAAAGGCUGGUCAUUUGUCAUAUAGUGAGGAUCCCAAUGGUUACCAUGGUCACCUAGCCAAGUCUUUGAACAACAAUGAGUCCAGCUUUGAGUCUACAAAGCUCCACCCAAAUUCUAUCAAAUCUUUUACAUCAGAUGCUCGAAUACUGGCCUUUUCUGAAUUUUUCCUCUCCAAAAAUGAAGACAACAGUUGUGAUGCUCUUGCAUCAGUUGUGUAUAACUGUGCAUUUAAAGAAAAGCCAGAAGGAAUCCCAACACAGACUAGUUUGUCUUAUGAGUCUCUCUGCAGUGUCGCUGCCGUAGUGUGUCAGCGUUCUGUUUUUAUGGACACCUACGCAAGGACUGUGGUGGGACAUGACGUGCUCUGGGAAUGCUCACAUUCCCCAAGCAACCAAUCAGGUCUUUCCUUGCAAAUGUCUAAAUAUGGGGGAGUCCCUCAUCUCUCCUUGGAAUUCUACCUGGACCUUCUCCUUCUUUUGGUCAACUGA